GGAGGCAGUUUUACUGGUUUCAUGUCGCCCUCCAAAUGGGAACUCCUCCGACGCAGCGAUGCGGAGUCCCUCACGCGCGAGUGCUUCUCCGAGGCUCGUGCGGCAUACCGGCGGAAGGGCGGGGUGGCGCCACUGCAGGUUGAGCAGCACCUGAAGCUGGCUCGCCUGCUGGCGGGUCUGCGCGGCCUGUCCGCCCGGCGGGAGGUGUGCGAGCUGGUGGGGUGGGUGAGCGAGCAGCUGCCCGGGCUGCCGGGGGUGGAGGACAGGCUGGUGGCCACCGUGGAGUGCGCGCAGGUGCUGGGUCUGGUGGGGUGUCGCCGCAAGCGCACACUGCUGCUGUGGCACGCGUUAGAAGCCGCUCGG
This is a messenger RNA of Astrephomene gubernaculifera, 363 nucleotides long. Lineage: Eukaryota; Viridiplantae; Chlorophyta; Chlorophyceae; Chlamydomonadales; Astrephomenaceae. The record is from the annotation of a GenBank genome assembly.